Molecule: messenger RNA, 1112 nt
Organism: Harpegnathos saltator (Jerdon's jumping ant)
Lineage: Eukaryota; Metazoa; Arthropoda; Insecta; Hymenoptera; Formicidae
Exons: 5
Coding region: 304-726 (140 amino acids)
Source: RefSeq, a predicted model, not a curated record
UUUAUUCGGUUGCGUUCUAUCUUGUAUAUAAUGUUAUCGAAGAAAUAACGAGCCAUUUUCAGAAAAAGAGAGAAAGAAAGAGAAAGAGGAAUUAACGCUUUAAUAAUUGUCCUUCAUCGAGAGAGAACUUAAAAAAAUAUACAGAGAACUGUGCAACAGUUAAAAAAAUUGUGGACAAAUCUAAAGCAGUCCCAAAGAGAUGCCUUAACCAAAGAAAGACAAUCACGUCUAGCAACUGGUGGGGGACCACAGGAAGAAGAUGCAAAUAUUGAUCCCAAUAUUCUUAAUAUAGUUCCACAUCUUAUGACAACUGCACCGGUGGUAUUCACAUCAAAUAUGACAGAAACAGAAAUUGAAGGAAAGCACGAGCUUGCAUUUAACAUAUUGUCUACUAAUAAUAAUUUAAAAAUAUUUGAUACAAACAAGGAAUAUUUCACAAGUGAUGAGAACGAUAUAAGAAUUGUUGAUUCACAAGAUAAAGAUAACUUUGCAUUGAAUGCAAUAUGUAUUAAUAUAAAUGAAAAUAAAUUAGAUAAUAUAAACGGAGAACAUUCUACAAAUGAUGAAAGUAAUGUCAAGAUUGUUGAUUCACAAGAGAUACUUCCUUUGAAAAAUUGCAAUAAAGAGUCAAUACAUUCUAGUAUAGAUAUACAAAGGAAAAAAAGGAAGUGUAUAAAUCAAGAAUUAAUAAACUCACCAGAUGAAGAAGAAAAUUGCAACGUAUAAAACAAGUGAUGGACCAAGAGCAACAGUUAGCGAUUUUUAAGUUGAGAUAUGAGGAAAGCAUAACCAAAAUAAAAGUAAACCAUUUAAAACAGUUACAUGAAAUAGAAAUACAACAUAAAAAUAAGAUAAAUAAUCUGGAAAUAGAAAUUAGUAAAACUAAACUUACGAUUUUGGAAAACCAAUAUUUAAACAAAGAAAAUAUUAAUUUGAGAUCGUAAAAUAUUAAUUUAAGAGCGUUUGUUAACAAAUUAAUUACGUAAUGUUGCAACUGGAUUAUUAGCAUUAUGUAAACUGUAAACCAAAGACUUGUAUGCUAUUGUUAGUUUUGAAGUUCCAUGUUUCUAAAAAAUGUAAAUAUUUACUAAUGAAUAUGGCAUACCUCGUGA